GGAACGGAAACGUGAUACUUGAGGGACCGAAGGCAGCAAGGUUUAGGGGAACGGGCAAGCGGGACCUGGGCUCGGGGUCGGGGGAGGUCUAACCUUUCGCCCCUGUGCGUGCCCCCACUGUGGGCUCUGGUUAGCUCUGCCCCGCGAUUCCCCAAGGAUGCUGUCCCACCCACUAGUGUUCUUCUGCCCCACGAACUGUCCUGGACCCUCACAACCCCUCUUCCUGAGUCUCCCAGCUGCUGACCUCACUCUUCUCUGUCGCCAAGUCACUGACAUGCAGCUGUUUGUCCGUGCCCGGGAGCUGCACACUCUUGAAGUGACCGGCCUGGAGACAGUUGCCCAGAUCAAGGCUCAUGUGGCCUUCCUGGAGGGCCUCACCACUGAAGACAAAGUCGUGCUUCUGGCAGGUUCUCCCCUGCAGGAUGAAGCCGCCCUGGGUCAGUGUGGGGUAGAAGCCCUGGCAACCCUGGAAGUGGUUGGCCGAAUGCUAGGAGUGGGAAAACGAAAGAUGGAUCGAGAGCAUCGCAUGUUUCAAGAAAAGUGGGAACGAGCAUAUUUCUUUGUGGAAGUUAAGAACAGCCCCGUGUGUUUAAUAUGUAACCAGACUUUGUCUGUGUCAAAAGAAUACAACUUAAGACGCCAUUACGAGGCAAACCAUAGCAAGCACUUUGACCGGUAUACGGAAGAGAUGCGUGAUGAAAAACUUAGCGAACUAAAGAAAGGACUAAAGUUUCUUCAGCAUCUGUCAUCAAAUACAAAUAAACUAAGUGAUGCUGCUGUGAAAUGCAGUUAUGUCAUAAGUGAGAAAAUUGCCCGGGCAUCGAAACCUUUUACAGAUGGUGAGUUUAUAAAAGACUGUCUCUUGAGUGCUGCGGAAAUCCUGUGUCCAGAGCAGAAACCGGCAUUUGCCAACAUAAGUCUAACUGGAAACACUGUUGCUCAGCGAGUAAAAGAUAUGGCUGAGAACCUACAGGACAAGUUGCGAGAAAAAGUGAAAUCAUUUGUGACAUUUUCUAUUGCAGUUGAUGAGAGCACGUACAUAAAUAAUACGAGGCAGUUGAUUAUAUUUAUCCGGGGUGUUGAUGAGAAUUUUGACAUCACUGAAGAACUUUUGGACAUGGUGCCCAUGACAGACCCAACAUCUGAGAAUGACCUGUUUUUGUAUGUUGAGAAAAGUCUUGAAAAGUUUAAUGUUGACUGGUCAAAACUAGUAAGUGUAACCACAGAUGGUGCUCCUGCGAUGGUCUGUGAUAACACUGGACUUGUGGCAAAACUUAAGUCCAAGGUCAAAAUGUUUUUCAAGGAUGCAGAGCUUAAAUCUAUCCACUGCAUUAUUCACCAGGAAUUGUUUUGUACUAAAAAGUUAAAGCUAGAACAUGUCAUGGACGUAGUGAUUAACACAGUGGACUGGAUACGCACCCGGGGCUCCAACCACAGGCAGUUCAGGGCUUUGCUUGAGGAACUGAAUGCCCAAUACGGUAAUCUCCUUUACUAUACAAAGGUAAGGUGGCUUAGUCGUGGCAUGGUGCUGAAGAGAUUUUUUGAAUUGAUAAAAGAGAUAGAUGUGUUCAUGUCUUCCAAGGGCAAACCCCUUCCCCAGCUCACCAGCGAAGACUGGAUCAGAGACCUGGCCUUUUUAGUUGACAUCACAAACCAUCUGAACACUUUGAAUAUCUCCCUUCAGAGACGUUCACAAGUAGUGACACAAAUGUAUGAUUCAGUUUGCUCUUUCCUCGCAAAAUUGAGUCUCUGGGAAGCUCAUUUGGCUGCAAAUAAUCUGGCUCACUUUCCUACACUGAAAUCGGUUUCCAGAAACGAACGUGAUGGCUUAAUCUACAUCCCCAAAAUUGCGGAGUUAAAGAUGGAAUUCCAAAAAAGGUUCUUUGAUUUCAAACAUUGUGAAAAUGAACUCAUACUGUUUAGCUCACCUUUCUCAAUUAACAUCGAUAGUGUUAAUGAAGAAUUACAAAUGGAAGUUAUUGAACUGCAGUGUAAUACGGUAUUAAAAACGAAAUAUGAUGACAUUGGAAUACCAGAAUUCUACAAAUACCUCAGCAAGAGUUACCCCAAAUAUAGAAAACAUUGUGCAAAAAUUCUGUCCAUGUUCGGAAGCACCUAUGUCUGUGAACAGCUGUUUUCUGUUAUGAAAUUGAGUAAAACUAAGUUUCGCUCCCAAUUAAAGGAUACAGGAUUACACAUUGCGACUCGAAAUAUGAGACCAGACAUUGACAUCUUGAUGCAGAAAAAAAGGUGUCAGGUUUCUGGUUCCAAAUCAAAGGAAUAACAGAUUAUGAGCAAAAAUUUUAAUAAUUAAAAGAUUUCUAUUUUUCAACAUGUAUUUUUAAAUUUUGUCUUUGAAACACCCAGUAUUAUAACCUUUAUAUGUUACACACUUGCAGUGUGGUUCGAUUGCAAAAAAAAAAAAGUUCAGGUUGUUUGUUUUUCCCUCGGCGUUUGAUUUUUCAUAUACUGGGGCCUGUUACGCUUGCUUGUCUAACCUACUUGGCUACCCAACUUUAGUUUGAGACUUCGGCCUGAUGGAGCUGGUUGCCAUACUUCGUGUUUGUUUUCCUGCUUGUCUCAAGCCAGGGAAAAACCGUCACUUGCUGCCUCGAGCAAAAUGCCUGAGCUGUAGACUUCUUACGCAUCUUUGAGCCAGGUUGUGCUAUUUAUCAAUUACUUGCUUCUCCGCUCCAAAUUCAUUCUUUGUUGUCUGCUCUCUAAAAAUGGAUCUGGGCCCUUUAAAUAUCUUUCCUCUGACAGCAGGCCUGAUGUUAAGCUUUGUCAGUGGAGGGCACUGGAGACACGUUUCAAAAGGAAGGAGUUUUCCUUCCUGGUUUGCUCAGUUGGCCGACUCCUGCAGUGCAGCUGAUGUCUCCAGCACCAGUGUCCUGCAG
This is a messenger RNA of Acinonyx jubatus (cheetah), 2897 nucleotides long. RefSeq names its product general transcription factor II-I repeat domain-containing protein 2B (gene FAUP4). The record is from RefSeq and is a predicted model, not a curated record. The coding region runs from base 158 to 2284 and encodes 708 amino acids. The transcript is spliced from 3 exons. Lineage: Eukaryota; Metazoa; Chordata; Mammalia; Carnivora; Felidae. Gene Ontology annotation, cellular component: nucleus. Gene Ontology annotation, molecular function: protein binding.